Molecule: messenger RNA, 3421 nt
Organism: Pelobates fuscus (common spadefoot toad)
Lineage: Eukaryota; Metazoa; Chordata; Amphibia; Anura; Pelobatidae
Gene: FOXP2
Product: forkhead box P2
Exons: 19
Coding region: 442-2730 (762 amino acids)
Biological process (GO): regulation of transcription by RNA polymerase II
Cellular component (GO): nucleus
Molecular function (GO): DNA-binding transcription repressor activity, RNA polymerase II-specific; RNA polymerase II cis-regulatory region sequence-specific DNA binding
Source: RefSeq, a predicted model, not a curated record
UGCUAGCUGUACUUUUUACACUGACACUUUCAGACUAAGGAUUUCCCCUCCUUUUAUUCUGAUGGUGUCUACAAAAACACUGCCAGGCUACCUACAGUAUAAAAUCUUAAAACUCCAUGUGGUGUUGUGAGCUAGUAGCAGAUGGAGUUUUCUUUGCAUCUGCUGUGUACAGGCUUGGCUUUGUACUAUUUUCCUGGGGGAGAGAAAGUCUUUCUUCUGUGCUAGUUGAUUCCUGUUUUUGUGGAGCAGCUAAGAAAACAUCUGUGGCAGGCAGAGAGAAAAAAAAAUUGACAAAGGAUUGACAAACACCAUUAGCUGAAAAUUUUCCAUUUCAUCGCAACUAUGUAUUGUUUAUUUUACUGUAAAUAUCUUAAUACAUCAUCCUCUGAAUAUGCUGGCAGGCUGACUGGGUCUCUGUGAUUUCAAUUAAGGUAUUAAGUCAUGAUGCAGGAAUCUGCAACAGAGACAAUAAGCAACAGUUCAAUGAAUCAAAAUGGAAUGAGCACUUUAAGCAGCCAAUUAGAGUCUGGCAGCAGAGAUAGCAGAUCAAGUGGUGACAGUAACAGUGAAGUAAGCACAUUAGAACUACUGCAUCUCCAACAACAGCAGGCUCUUCAGGCAGCGAGGCAGCUUCUUUUACAACAGCAAACAAGUGGACUCAAGUCUCCAAAGAAUAACGACAAACAGAGGCCACUGCAGGUGCCUGUUUCAGUGGCCAUGAUGACUCCCCAGAUAAUCACCCCUCAGCAAAUGCAGCAAAUACUUCAACAGCAAGUAUUGUCUCCACAGCAGCUACAAGCACUUCUACAGCAACAGCAAGCGGUUAUGUUACAACAGUCAAAAUGGUUUAUUCAGCAACAACUACAAGAGUUUUACAAGAAACAGCAAGAACAGUUACAUCUUCAGCUUUUGCAGCAGCAGCAACAACAGCAGCAGCAACAACAACAGCAGCAACAACAGCAGCAACAACAACAACAACAGCAACAACAACAACAGCAGCAGCAGCAGCAACAGCAGCAGCAGCAACAGCAACAACAACCACCACAGCCACAUCCAGGGAAGCAAGCAAAAGAGCAGCAGCAGUUAGCAGCCCAGCAGCUUGUCUUUCAACAGCAGCUACUACAAAUGCAGCAACUACAGCAGCAGCAACAUCUAUUGAACUUACAACGGCAGGGACUUAUAUCCAUCCCGCCCAACCAGUCUGCUCUUCCAGUCCAGUCUCUACCACAAGCUGGUUUAAGCCCCGCUGAGAUCCAGCAAUUGUGGAAAGAGGUGACUGGUGUUCACACUAUGGAAGACAAUGGCAUUAAACAUGGAGGGCUGGACCUCACUACUAACAAUUCCUCUUCUACUACCUCCACCACUUCCAAAGCAUCGCCACCAAUAACGCAUCAUUCCUUACUGAAUGGACAGUCUUCAGUGUUAAAUGCAAGACGAGACAGCUCGUCACAUGAGGAGACCGGGGCUUCGCACACUCUCUAUGGCCAUGGUGUCUGUAAGUGGCCGGGCUGUGAAAGCAUCUGUGAAGACUUUGGACAAUUUUUAAAGCACCUUAACAAUGAACAUGCAUUGGAUGACCGGAGUACUGCGCAAUGCCGAGUCCAAAUGCAGGUGGUUCAGCAAUUGGAAAUUCAGCUUUCUAAAGAACGUGAGCGUCUUCAAGCAAUGAUGACCCACUUGCACAUGCGACCCUCAGAGCCCAAGCCAUCUCCAAAACCUUUAAACUUGGUGUCUAGCGUUACCAUGUCUAAAAACAUGUUGGAGACAUCCCCUCAAAGCUUACCUCAAACCCCUACAACACCAACUGCCCCUGUCACGCCAAUUACCCAGGGACCCUCUGUAAUCACACCAGCCAGUGUACCCAAUGUUGGAGCCAUUCGAAGACGCCAUUCAGACAAGUACAACAUACCAAUGUCCUCAGAAAUCGCCCCGAACUACGAGUUUUAUAAAAACGCAGAUGUCCGACCGCCGUUCACUUAUGCAACUCUCAUAAGGCAGGCUAUCAUGGAAUCGAGUGACAGGCAGUUAACACUUAAUGAAAUUUACAGCUGGUUUACACGGACGUUUGCAUACUUCAGGCGAAAUGCCGCAACUUGGAAGAAUGCAGUUCGUCACAACCUCAGCCUGCACAAAUGUUUUGUUCGAGUGGAAAAUGUUAAAGGGGCUGUAUGGACAGUAGACGAAGCAGAAUAUCAGAAAAGAAGGUCACAGAAAAUUACAGGUAGCCCCACGUUAGUAAAAAACAUCCCCACAAGUCUAGGCUACGGAGCAGCUCUUAAUGCAAGUCUGCAGGCAGCUUUGGCAGAAAGUAGUUUACCUUUGUUGAGUAACACAGGUUUGAUAAACAAUGCAUCUAGUGGCUUACUACAAGCAGUCCACGAAGACCUCAACGGCUCACUGGAUCACAUGGACAGUAACGGGAACAGCAGUCCAGGCUGCUCCCCUCAACCACACAUAGUUUUGGAAUGUCAAGCUUUUUGGAGAACAUCCCCCAGAUCAUUCAAGUUCCUUGUCACUCCUCUUGACAAAAGGAUCAUUCCAGUCCCCUGUCAUUCCACUUUGAGAUUGUUCCAGUACCUACAACGACAUUCUAUUCAUGUCAAGGAAGAGCCAGUGAUUGCAGAUGACGAAGACUGCCCAAUGUCCCUUGUCACAACAGCAAACCACAGUCCAGAAUUGGAAGAAGACAGAGAGCUUGAAGAAGAGCCAUUGUCUGAAGAUCUGGAAUAAAAAGAGACUUGAGAGACCUCAAAUGAAGGGACAUAGCACUGACCUUCACAACCACUCCACAACCAUGAAUAUUUGACAGAUUUUUACUGUGACUAUUUAUUACGCAUGGAUAACGGAGACAGUCCUGAAGGAACUUGUUAAACCAGCCCUUUGGGAUUUAACACAACAGGCUAAGAGCUUGCUGACUUCUUUUUUUAAGACAAAAACUGAUUUUCGUGAAAAAAAAACAACAAAAAAACUGUUCUUUAUAUAAUGGCUUGUCCAUUUAAAAUAUGGCUCAAAAGGGUUCAUGAAAUGACUGAAUAUGAGGACACACGUUCUAUGGAAAGCAAAUGGCCUCAUAUACUGCCAAAAAAUAGUGUUAGUUUCAUCAAUGUGAAUCUCAAGCACACAGUAGAAAUAAUGUUAGAAACAAUUGCUGGUCAAGUUCAACUUGUUGCUAUUGUUUUUAAUUUGCACAGGAGUAGAAUCAAAUUAGUAUCACUGCUUGUUCUGACCGAAUUUAAAAUAACAAAAAAAAAAAAAAAAAACAAGCACAUUUUUUAUUUUAUAUAUUUUUCUUUGGUUGUUUUUUUCAGGGUUUUUUUUUUGUGGAUUUUUUUUGUGGAUUUUUUUAUGUUGGUGCCACCAACUGUAAAUGACAUAAAUUAGCUAUUACAAACCACAGUAAUUAGACUGUUGCAACCAUCUA